Echinops telfairi (small Madagascar hedgehog) is the source of this 1659-nucleotide messenger RNA. RefSeq names its product leucine rich repeat and Ig domain containing 3 (gene LINGO3). Gene Ontology annotation, molecular function: protein binding. The annotation marks the transcript as partial. The record is from RefSeq and is a predicted model, not a curated record. NCBI's taxonomy places the organism in Eukaryota, Metazoa, Chordata, Mammalia, Afrosoricida, Tenrecidae. The transcript has a single exon.
CCGCGCCGCCGCCUGACCGCCGUGCCCGACGGCAUCCCGGCCGAGACGCGCCUGCUGGAGCUCAGCCGGAACCGCAUCCGCUGCCUGAACCCGGGCGACCUGGCGGCGCUGCCGCAGCUGGAGGAGCUGGACCUGAGCGACAACAUCAUCGCGCACGUGGAGCCGGGCGCCUUCGACCACCUGCCGCGCCUGCGGGUGCUGCGGCUGCGGCGCAACCAGCUGAAGCUCAUCCCGCCGGGCGUCUUCACGCGCCUGGCCAACCUGACGCUGCUGGACCUGAGCGAGAACAGGCUGGUCAUCCUGCUGGACUACACGUUCCAGGACCUGCGCAGCCUGCGGCGCCUCGAGGUGGGCGACAACGACCUGGUCUUCAUCUCGCGCCGCGCCUUCGCCGGCCUGCUGGCCCUGGAGGAGCUGACGUUGGAGCGCUGCAACCUGACGGCGCUGUCGGCCGAGUCGCUGGGCCACCUGCGCGGCCUGGGCGCCCUGCGCCUGCGCCACCUGGCCAUCGCCGCCCUGGAGGACCAGAACUUCCAGCAGCUGCCCGGCCUGCUGCACCUGGAGAUCGACCACUGGCCGCUGCUGGAGGAGGUGGCGGCGGGCAGCCUGCGCGGCCUCAACCUGACCUCGCUGUCGGUCACGCACACCAACAUCACGGCCGUGCCGGCCGCCGCGCUCAGCCACCAGGCGCACCUGACCCGCCUCGACCUGUCCUUCAACCCCAUCAGCACCGUGCCGCGCGGCUCCUUCCGGGACCUGGUCCGCCUGCGCGAGCUGCACCUGGCCGGCGCGCUGCUGGCCGUGGUGGAGCCGCAAGCCUUCCUGGGCCUGCGGCAGAUCCGCCUGCUGAACCUCUCCAACAACCUGCUCUCCACGCUGGAGGAGUGCACCUUCCACUCGGUCAACACGCUCGAGACGCUGCGCGUGGACGGCAACCCGCUGGCCUGCGACUGCCGCCUGCUGUGGAUCGCGCAGCGCCGCAAGACGCUCAACUUCGACGGGCGCCUGCCCGCCUGCGCCACCCCGGCCGAGGUGCGCGGGGACGCGCUGCGCGACCUGCCCGACUCGGCCCUCUUCGAGUACUUCGUGUGCCGCAAGCCGCAGAUCCGCGAGCGCCGGCUGCAGCAGGCCAGGGUGGCCGCCGGCGAGGACGUGCGCUUCCUGUGCCGCGCCGAGGGCGAGCCGGCGCCCACCGUGGCCUGGGUGACGCCGCAGCGCCACGUGGUGACCGCCGCCAGCGCCGGCCGCGCCCGGGUGCGGCCCGACGGCGCCCUGGAGCUCCGGGACGCGCAGCCACAGGACAGCGGCACCUACACGUGCGUGGCCAGCAACGCGGGCGGCAACGACACCUACUUCGCCACGCUGAGCGUGCAGGCCGAGCCGGCCACCAACCGGACCCCGGGCGAGGGCCGCAACGAGACGCAGGCGGCCGCGCGCUUCCCGCUGGACCUGACCACCAUCCUGGUGUCCACCGCCAUGGGUUGCAUCACCUUCCUGGGCGUCGUCCUCUUCUGCUUCCUGCUGCUCUUCGUGUGGAGCCGCGGCCGCGGGCAGCACAAGAACCACUUCUCGGUGGAGUACUCCUUCCGCAAGGUGGACGGGCCGGCGGCCGCGGCCGGCCAGGGCAGUGCGCGCAAGUUCAACAUGAAGAUGAUCUGA